AUGUUAACAGCUUGUCGUAUACUACCCACUAGACAUCAAGCUAUUCUUGCUACCACUCGUCGCUUUUAUUCUUCUUCAUACCACGGCCGUAGCAACGACGGCAGCAGUAGUAGUAGCAGCAGCAGCAAUAACAACAGCAAAAGCGAACAAGAACAAGAGAUACCACCCACCGACAAGAGCAAUGUCCAACAGCAUGAGACUGAGCAACAGAAAUCACAGCAGCAACAUCUAUCGUUUAUGCCUGUAAUCAACAUGCCCGAGUCCGAGUUUGCUCACAAUGCGUUCUUUUCCUUACAUCGACCCCUGCUCGGCCUCUCAUCGUCAGAGGAGCGUCCGUUCUUUUCCACUCGUAAUCAUCCAUCGCCGCCCAAUGCAGCUAUUCGAGAAAUGCUUGGUAUCACUGAACCCCAUGAUAAUGAGGAAGCAGAUGAAGCAUUGGCACAAUACAUGAUGCAAUUAAGACCCUUUGAACCUCCUCAACAAGAUGGUGAAUAUCAUGGCGAGAUGGAAGUACGGUUUGAUGAGGCGUUACAUAUCGAUCAACAUUUGCCAACGUAUUACAUGCCCGAAAGCGAUCAAGUGGUGGAUUAUCUCACUGCCAUGCAAGAGAAGCUCGAACAACAAGAUCAGCAACUUGGAAGGAAACGAGGUGCUAGUCGACCUGUUGUUUACGCAAUGACGGCAUCUGAGGCAAGAAGGAAAUCAAUGCAUAUCCAACAAUACAGACAACGUGCAAAACGACAACGACCCAUUGCUAGACUUUUGAUAGAUCGAAGGAAUAGAUAG
Lichtheimia ornata is the source of this 786-nucleotide messenger RNA. RefSeq lists its product as uncharacterized. The record is from RefSeq and is a predicted model, not a curated record. Bases 1 to 786 code for a protein of 261 amino acids. NCBI's taxonomy places the organism in Eukaryota, Fungi, Mucoromycota, Mucoromycetes, Mucorales, Lichtheimiaceae. The transcript is spliced from 2 exons.